AUCUGUGGCCAGCAGCAGCAGCAGAGGUGGUGGGGAGGAGAGGAACGUCUGAUCCGCUUUUUUAUUUUUCCUCCCGUGGCUUCUUCACUGGGGCAGGGGAGAACAAAAGACGGACAACUGCAUGAUUAGAGGCGCCCGCUCUCCUUCAUCUCGACUGCAAGCCGGGCUAGCUUGAUGCUCAGUUCAGCCUGCUAGCCUUUGUGACAGGGCUGUCCAUGCAUCCAGGGAGCCCCUGAGCAACCCUGGGCUGGGAGAAGCCUCGGCUUUUUUUUUUUUUCUUGCCUUGACACUCUGCAGAAAUUACCCUCCAAGUGGGCACACAAGCAGCAGCAGCAUUGUCAGCUUCAUUGCGCACCCAGAAAGCGGAUUUCCAGUGAGGAGCAUCAUCAUCCUCGCCUGGGCACGGUUACACGUCGUCGCCUGUCUGCAACCUCCAGCUUGACAGGACCAAGAGGCGAUUGAUGACUAAUAAUCUUUCAAGAUAGAAUACAAUGUUGCGCACCACGGCCAACAUGUUGGCAGCAGGAUUGCUUUUCUUGGGAUUGUUGCACAGUUUGGAAGUAAUGACUCCGGCAAGGGCUAUUGAUGCCCCAAAGACCUGCAGCCCAAAGCAAUUUGUGUGUAAAGAUGGGGUGACGUGCAUCUCUAAGGGCUGGCGCUGUGAUCGGGAGAAGGACUGCCCAGACGGUUCUGACGAGGAGCCCGAUGUUUGUCCACACAGCACUGUGUCACGGUGCCCUCCCAAUGAAUACCAGUGUGGAGGAACGGAGGUCUGCAUCCACAUGAGCAAACUGUGCAACGGGGCUCCAGACUGUACUGACGGCUGGGAUGAGGGACCGCACUGCAGAGAGUAUAUGUCCAACUGCUCGCUCAUGGGUUGUCAGGAACACUGUGCGGUAACUCCAGGAGGGCCCGCUUGUUACUGUAAGAGCGGUUAUGAGAUCAGCCCCGAUGGAAAGACAUGUAAAGAUUUUGAUGAGUGCACUGUGUAUGGGACCUGCAGUCAGUCCUGUACCAACACUGAAGGCUCCUACACCUGCUCCUGUGUGGAGGGCUACUUGUCUCAGCCAGACAACCGUUCUUGCAAGGCCAAGAAUGUGCCAGUCGACCGUCUGCCUGUCCUGUUGAUUGCCAACUCCCAAAACAUCCAAGCCACCUCCCUGAGCGGCACCACAGUCCACAGCCUGCUGUCCACCAGCACUAAACAAACCACAGCCAUGGAUUUCCUGUAUGCUCAGGAGACUGUCUGCUGGAUCCACGUAGGAGACUCUCCUUCAUCCACACACCUGAAAUGUGCCAAGAUCCCCAAUCUGAAGAGCUUCACUGAGGAGAGAGUCAUCAACAUUUCCCUCAGCCUGCACCAUGUGGAGCAGAUGGCCAUCGACUGGCUCACCGGAAACUUCUACUUUGUGGAUGACGUGGACGACAGGAUCUUCGUGUGUGACAAGGAUGGGCAGACAUGUGUCACCCUCCUGGACCAGGAGCUGUACAACCCUAAAGGCAUCGCCCUGGACCCCACUAUGGGGAAGGUGUUCUUCACAGACUACGGUCAGAUCCCUAAGGUGGAGCGCUGCGACAUGGAUGGUCAGAACCGUACCAAGCUCGUGGACAGUAAGAUUGUGUUCCCCCACGGCAUCACGCUGGACCUCGUCAGCAGGCUCGUGUACUGGGCCGAUGCCUAUCUGGACUACAUCGAGGUGGUGGACUACGAAGGCAAGAACCGACACACCAUCAUCCAAGGCCUGCUGAUUGAGCACCUAUAUGGGCUGACUGUGUUUGAAAACUAUCUGUACGCCACCAACUCCGACAACGCUAACAUGCAGCCUAAGACUAGCGUGAUCAGGGUCAACCGCUUCAACAGCACAGACUACCAAGUGGUGACCAGGGUGGAUAAGGGAGGAGCUCUGCACGUCUACCACCAGAGACGUCAGCCUCCAGUGCGUAGCCAUGCAUGUGAGGUGGACCAGUUUGGGAAAGCUGGAGGCUGCUCUGACAUCUGUCUACUGGGAAACGGCCACAAGACCCGAACAUGCCGCUGUCGCUCUGGAUUCAGCCUGGGCAGCGAUGGCAAGUCCUGCAAAAAACCCGAGCAUGAGCUCUUCCUGGUCUAUGGUAAAGGUCGCCCAGGGGUCAUCAGGGGCAUGGACAUGAAUGCCAAGGUGCCAGAUGAGUACAUGAUCCCCAUUGAAAAUCUGAUGAACCCCAGAGCUCUGGACUUUCACGCUGAGAGCGAGUUCAUUUACUUUGCCGACGCCACCAGCUACAUCAUUGGACGACAGAAGAUUGAUGGAACAGAGAGGGAUACCAUUCUGAAAGAAGGAAUCCACACAGUCGAGGGCAUAGCUGUGGACUGGAUGGCUAACAACUUGUACUGGACAGAUGAUGGGCCCAAGAAAACCAUCAGCGUGGCUCGGCUGGAAAAGGCUUCACAGACCCGCAAAACCCUCAUUGAGGGGAAAAUGACUCACCCUCGAGCCAUUGUAGUGGAUCCUCUAAACGGGUGGAUGUACUGGACAGAUUGGGAGGAGGACCCUAAGGAGAGCAAGCGAGGCAAAAUUGAGCGGGCUUGGAUGGACGGCUCCAACAGGAACGUGUUCCUGACCAGCAAAACAGUGCUGUGGCCCAACGGCCUGAGUCUGGACAUCCCGCAGGGCAUCCUCUACUGGGUGGAUGCCUACUACGACCGCAUUGAGAUGGUUUACCUUAACAGCUCCGAACGCAAGACGGUGUACGAAGGUCAGGAACUGAACCACGCCUUUGGUCUGUGCCACUAUAAACACUUCUUGUUCUGGAACGAGUACCGUAGUGGCAGCAUUUACAAGCUGGACACCACCACUGGCACCGCCACUCUGUUGCGCAAUGAGCGACCGCCCAUAUUUGAAAUCCGAAUGUACGACGCUCAGCAGCAGCAAGGCUCUAAUGCGUGUCGUGUGUACAAUGGAGGCUGCAGCAGUCUGUGUCUGGCCAUACCAGGAGGCAGACAGUGUGCCUGUGCAGAAGACCAAAUACUAGACCCAAGUGACAACACCAGCUGCAAAGCCAACCCGUCUUACGUUCCCCCUCCCCAGUGCCAGCCUGGAGAGUUUGCUUGUAAGAACAACCGCUGCAUCCAGGAGCGCUGGAAGUGUGACGGAGACAAUGACUGUCUGGACAACAGUGAUGAAGCUCCUGAGCUGUGCCACCAGCACACUUGCCCCACAGACAGAUUUAAGUGCAAGAACAACCGUUGCAUCCCUCUGCGCUGGCUGUGUGACGGGGACAACGACUGUGGGAACGAUGAGGACGAAUCCAACACCACCUGCUCAGCUCGUACCUGCCCACCUAAUCAGUACUCAUGUGCUAGUGGCCGCUGCAUCCCUCUUUCGUGGACAUGUGACCUGGACGAUGACUGCGGUGAUCGGUCAGACGAACCUGCUUCCUGUGCCUACCCCACGUGUUUCCCCCUCACCCAGUUUACGUGCAACAACGGACGCUGCAUCAACAUUAACUGGCGCUGUGAUAAUGAAAAGGAUUGUGGGGACGGCUCUGAUGAGUUGAAUUGUCCAAACCUGACCGAUAACGACUGCGGGGAUAACAGUGAUGAGGCUGGCUGUAGUCACUCCUGCUCCAGCGCUCAGUUCAAAUGUAACAGCGGCCGCUGCAUCCCUGAUUACUGGACCUGUGAUGGAGAUAAUGACUGUGGGGACUACAGCGACGAGACCCACGCAAACUGCACCAAUCAGGCCACGCGUCCUCCCGGGGGUUGUCAUACAGACGAGUUUCAGUGUCGAAUGGACGGCCUGUGCAUCCCCUUGCGUUGGCGUUGUGACGGCGACACUGACUGCAUGGACCUGAGCGAUGAGAAGAACUGUGAGGGUGUCACGCACAUGUGUGAUCCAGCUGUUAAGUUUGGCUGCAGGGACUCUGCACGCUGUAUCAGCAAAGCCUGGGUGUGUGAUGGGGACAGUGACUGUGAGGACAACUCAGAUGAGGACAAUUGUGAGGCGCUGGUGUGUAAGCUCUCUCACCAUGUGUGCGCCAAUGACUCCACCAUCUGUCUGCCUUCAGAGAAACUUUGUGAUGGCAAAGAUGACUGCCCAGAUGGCUCUGAUGAGAAACUCUGUGAUCUGUGCUCGCUGGACAAUGGCGACUGCAGCCAUAACUGCACAGUGGCCCCUGGCGAGGGUGUGAUCUGUUCCUGUCCACUGGGCAUGGAGUUAGGGUCCGACAACAAGACCUGUCAGAUCCAGAGCUUCUGUGCCAAACACCUUAAGUGCAGUCAACGCUGUGAACAAGACAAGUUCAGUGUGAAAUGCUCGUGUUACGAGGGCUGGGAACUGGAGCCUGACAUGGAGAACUGCAAGAGCACAGAUCCUUUCAAACCCUUCAUCAUCUUCUCAAACCGCCAUGAGAUCCGCCGCAUUGAUCUGAACAAGGGAGAGUUCAGUGUGUUGGUACCAGGCCUAAGAAACACCAUCGCCCUUGACUUCCAUCUCAGCCAGAGCGCCCUCUAUUGGACUGACGUGGUGGAGGAUAAGAUCUAUCGUGGGAAGCUGUCCGAGAAUGGAGCUUUAACCAGCUUUGAUGUGGUGAUCCAAUAUGGGCUGGCUACCCCUGAGGGGCUGGCAGUGGACUGGAUUGCAGGAAACAUUUACUGGGUGGAAAGCAAUCUGGAUCAGAUAGAGGUAGCCAAGUUGGAUGGCACCAUGAGGACCACGCUGCUGGCUGGGGAGGUGGAGCACCCUCGAGCUAUUGCCCUGGACCCCCGGGAUGGGAUCCUCUUCUGGACAGACUGGGAUGCCAGUUUGCCAAGGAUUGAAGCUGCAUCAAUGAGUGGAGAAGGCAGGAAGACCAUCCAUAAGGAAACUGGGAAUGGUGGCUGGCCAAAUGGACUCACUGUGGAUUACCUAGAGCGCCGCAUCCUCUGGAUCGAUGCCAGAUCUGAUGCCAUUUAUUCAGCCAAGUAUGACGGCUCUGGGCUUAUCGAGGUUCUGAGGGGACACGAGUAUCUGUCACAUCCCUUUGCGGUCACAAUGUAUGGUGGAGAGGUUUACUGGACAGACUGGAGGACCAACACCCUGGCCAAGGCAAACAAGUGGACCGGGAGCAAUGUCACUGUAGUCCAGAGAACCAACACACAACCUUUUGACCUCCAAGUCUACCAUCCAUCCAGACAGCCUCAGGCUCCCAACCCGUGUGCAGCUAAGGAUGGAAAGGAGCCCUGCUCUCAUCUUUGUCUCAUCAACUACAAUCAGACAUUCUCGUGUGCCUGCCCUCACCUCAUGAAACUGGGCCCCGACAAACGCACUUGCUAUGAGUCUCGUCAGUUCCUGCUGUACGCCCGCCAGAUUGAGAUCAGAGGAGUGGACAUCGACAACCCAUACUACAACUACAUUAUCUCCUUCACUGUGCCUGACAUCGACAAUGUGACUGUGGUGGACUACGACGCUCUGGAGCACCGUAUUUACUGGUCAGACGUCCGCACCCAGACCAUCAAGAGAGCUUUCAUCAAUGGCACUGGUGUUGAGACCGUGGUCUCUGCUGAUCUGCCCAACGCCCACGGUCUAGCAGUGGACUGGGUGUCAAGAAACCUGUUCUGGACCAGCUAUGAUGCCAAUAAGAAACAGAUUAAUGUUGCCAGAUUGGAUGGCUCCUUCAAAAAUGCUGUCAUCCAGGGACUGGACAAACCACACUGCCUAGUGCUGCAUCCAAUACUAGGGAAACUCUACUGGACAGAUGGGGACAACAUCAGCAUGGCCAACACAGACGGCAGCAACCGCAGCGUCCUCUUCACCAACCAGAAAGGGCCUGUCGGUCUGUCCAUUGACUUUGACACAGAGCAGCUUUACUGGAUCAGCUCAGGAAACAGCACCAUCAGCCGCUGCAAACUGGACGGCACUGGACUGGAGGUGCUCGAAGGGGUCAAGGGCAAGCUGACCAAGGCCACUGCUCUGGCCAUCAUGGGAGACAAGUUGUGGUGGGCAGACCAGGGAACUGACCAGAUAGGAAUCUGUGACAAGAGCGACGGCGGCAACUGGAAAGUCCUGAGAAACAGCACAUCCCCCAUGAUGCACAUGAAAAUCUACAAUGAAACUGUGCAGAAAGGCACCAAUCUCUGCAGUAAUAACAAUGGAGACUGUUCCCAGCUGUGUCUCCCAACCUCCCAGACCACCAGAGCCUGUAUGUGCACAGCAGGAUACAGCCUGCGCAGAGGACAGCAGUCUUGUGAGGGUGUUGGCUCUUUCCUGCUGUACUCUGUGCAUGAGGGCAUACGUGGUAUUCCUUUGGACCCAUCAGACAAGUCUGAUGCCCUCGUACCAGUGUCAGGCACAUCCCUAGCUGUGGGCAUAGAUUUCCAUGCUGACAAUGACACUAUCUACUGGGUGGAUAUGGGCUUGAGCACCAUCAGCAGGGCCAAGAGAGACCAGACCUGGAGAGAGGAUGUGGUCACUAAUGGAAUCGGCAGAGUGGAAGGCAUCGCUGUCGACUGGAUAGCAGGAAACAUCUACUGGACAGACCAAGGCUUUGAUGUGAUUGAGGUGGCCAGAUUGAAUGGCUCCUUCCGCUAUGUGGUGAUCUCCCAGGGCCUGGACAAGCCUCGUGCCAUCACUGUCCACCCUGAGAAAGGCUACCUGUUCUGGACCGAGUGGGGCCAGUAUCCCCGUAUCGAGCGGUCUCGCCUGGAUGGCUCUCAGAGGGCUGUCCUGGUCAAUGUCAGUAUCAGCUGGCCCAAUGGUAUCUCCAUCGACUAUGAGGAGGGUCUGCUGUACUGGUGUGAUGCUAGGACGGACAAGAUUGAGCGCAUCAACCUUGAAACUGGAGAAAACAGGGAAGUGGUUCUGGCCAACAACAACAUGGACAUGUUCUCUGUGUCCGUGUUUGAGAGCUACAUCUACUGGAGUGACAGGACACAUGCUAACGGCUCCAUAAAGAGAGGUAGCAAGGACAAUGCCACAGACUCUGUGUCUCUGAGGACUGGCAUUGGAGUGCAGCUCAAAGACAUCAAGGUUUUCAACAGAGCCAGGCAGCAAGGAACCAAUGUGUGCAAAGACAAAAAUGGCGGCUGUCAGCAGCUUUGUCUUUACCGUGGCGACGGGCAGCGCACAUGCGCUUGUGCCCAUGGCAUGCUGGCCGAAGACGGCCGCAGCUGCCGUGACUAUGAUGGCUACCUGCUCUACUCAGAACGCACCAUACUCAAGAGUGUGCACCUGUCAGAUGAAAACAACCUAAAUGCACCCAUAAAACCCUUUGAAGACCCCGAGCACAUGAAGAAUGUCAUUGCGCUCACGUUUGAUUACAGAGGAGGUGGAGGAAAGGGAGCCAAUCGUAUCUUCUUCAGUGACAUCCACUUUGGCAACAUCCAGCAGAUCAGUGAUGAUGGAUCUGACCGCAAGACUGUAGUAGAGAAUGUGGGCUCAGUGGAGGGCUUGGCAUACCACAGGGGCUGGGAUAUGCUGUAUUGGACCAGCUACACAACCUCAACCAUCACCCGCCACACUGUGGAUCAGAGCCGCUGGGGGGCAGUUGACCGGCACACGGUGGUCACCAUGUCAGGGGAUGACCACCCCAGAGCCUUUGUCCUUGACGAGUGUCAGAGCCUCAUGUUCUGGACCAACUGGAAUGAGCAGUCUCCCAGUAUCAUGCGUGCCACACUGACUGGCGCCAAUGUCCUUGUGAUCAUUGGCACUGACAUCCGAACCCCUAACGGCCUGGCCAUAGACCACCGUGCUGAAAAACUUUAUUUUUCAGACGCCACACUGGACAAGAUAGAACGCUGCGAGUACGACGGCAGUCACCGUUAUGUGGUGUUGAAGAAUGAGCCGGUCCAUCCGUUUGGCCUGGCCGUGUACGGUGACUACAUCUUCUGGACAGACUGGGUGAGGAGGGCUGUGCUUCGCGCUGACAAAUACACAGGAGGAGACAUGAAGGUGCUGCGUGCUGACAUUCCUCAGCAGCCAAUGGGCAUCGUUGCGGUGGCCAACGACACCAAUAGCUGUGAGUUCUCUCUGUGCCGUGUUAACAACGGAGGAUGUCAGGAUCUGUGUCUGCUGACCUCUGAGGGAAGGGUCAACUGCAGUUGCCGUGGGGACAGGAAACUGUUGGAAGACAACACCUGCAUAGCCCUUAACACUACAUGUAACAACAUUGACGAGUUUGAGUGUGGGAAUGGAGACUGUAUUAACUACACGCUGACGUGUGAUGGCAUGGCCCACUGCAAGGACAAGUCUGACGAGAAACAGUCCUACUGUGCCAACCGUGUGUGUAAGAAGGGCUACAGACGGUGUGUGAAUGGCCGCUGUGUGGGUCAUAGCUCCUGGUGUAAUGGGCAGGAUGACUGUGGAGACAAUUCUGACGAACUCUUCUGUAACACCACACUGUGCUCAGCCGAUCAGUUCCAGUGCAGAGACGGAGGCUGCAUCUCCAACUCCAGCAAGUGUAACCAGAAAGUGGACUGUGAGGAUGCCAGUGAUGAGAUGAACUGCACUGCCACCGACUGUUCCAGUUACUUCCAUCUGGGAGUGAAGGGAGUGACAUUUCAGAAGUGCGAGUUCACCACACUCUGCUUUGCCCCUUCAUGGCAGUGUGAUGGAGCUAACGACUGUGGAGACUUCUCUGAUGAAAGAAAUUGCCCAGGGAGCGGGAAAACAAAGUGUCCAACGCCCUUCUUUGCCUGUCCUAGCGGACGUUGUAUCCCUAUGAGUUGGACUUGUGACAAGGAGAAUGACUGUGAGAACGGAGCAGACGAGGCUCACUGUGAUAAGUUUUGCUUAGCCACCCAGUUUGAGUGUGGGAACCACCGCUGUAUUUCCAACCGCUGGGUGUGCGACGGUGCCGAUGACUGUGGCGACAGCAGUGAUGAGGACAGCAAGUGCAAGGCCAAAACCUGCAGUCCCAAUGCGUUCCAGUGUCCUGGAUCACAUAGGUGUAUCCCUCAACACUGGAAGUGUGAUGGGGACAAAGACUGUCCUGAUGGUGCUGACGAGAGCGUCAAAGCUGGCUGUGUGUUCAACAAUACAUGCAGCAACAAUGAGUUCAUGUGCCAGAACCGACAGUGCAUCCCCAAGCACUUUGUGUGCGACCAUGACAACGACUGCAGCGAUGGCUCAGACGAGUCCCAGGAGUGCGAAUAUCCAACAUGUGGACCCAACGAGUUCCGCUGUGCCAACGGACGCUGCCUCAUCCAGAGUUCAUGGGAGUGUGAUGGAGACUUCGACUGUCAUGACCACUCAGACGAAGCACCCAAGAAUCCACGCUGCAAUGGCCCAGAGAAGAAAUGCAAUGACACUGCGUACGCCUGCAAUAACGGAAACUGUGUCAAUGAGACGUUGCUCUGUGACCAUAAGGACGACUGUGGUGACGGCUCGGAUGAGCUGAACUGCUUUAUUAACGAGUGCCUGAACAGCAAACUGAGUGGCUGCUCUCAGCUCUGUGAAGACCUGAAAAUAGGCUUCAAGUGUAGAUGCCACCCAGGCUUCCGUCUGAAAGAUGAUGGGAAGACUUGUGUUGACAUAGAUGAGUGCACAACCACCUAUCCCUGCACGCAGCGUUGCAUCAACACACACGGCAGCUUCCACUGUCUGUGUGUGGAGGGUUUCCAGCUUAGUCCUGAAAACCCCACCAUAUGCAAAUCCACGUCUGACGAGGAACCCUUCCUGAUCUUUGCCAACCGCUAUUACCUGAGGAAGCUCAACUUGGAUGGAUCCAACUACACACUGCUCAAACAGGGCUUGAACAAUGCUGUGGCUCUGGACUUUGACUACCGCCAGCAGAUGAUUUAUUGGACAGAUGUGACCACCCAGGGCAGCAUGAUCCGACGCAUGCACAUCAACGGCAGCGAUGUUCAGGUCCUUCAUCGUACAUCACUCAGCAACCCAGACGGUCUGGCAGUCGACUGGGUUGGAGGAAACCUGUAUUGGUGUGAUAAAGGACGGGACACUAUCGAGGUGUCAAAGCUGAACGGAGCGUACCGGACAGUUCUGGUCAACAACGGCUUGAGGGAACCACGUGCCGUGGCUGUGGACGUACGAUAUGGGUAUCUAUACUGGUCAGACUGGGGUGACAACCCCCACAUAGGGAGGAUUGGGAUGGAUGGCACCAACAGGAGCGUGAUCGUGCAGGAUAAGAUCACCUGGCCCAAUGGUCUCACACUAGACUUUGUUAAUGACCGCAUCUAUUGGGCUGAUGCUCGGGAGGACUACAUCGCAUUUGCCAGCCUGGAUGGAACCAGUAGACACACAGUACUGGCUCAGGAUAUCCCCCACAUCUUUGCUAUGACCCUGUUUGAGGAGUACAUCUACUGGACAGACUGGGAGACAAAGUCCAUCAACAGAGCUCAUAAGACUCUGGGAAUCAACAAGACCAUGCUGAUCAGCACCUUACACAGACCGAUGGACAUCCACAUUUACCACCCAUACCGCCAGCCUGAAGUUGCCGGCCACCCAUGCCAAAUCGACAAUGGAGGCUGCAGUAACCUGUGUUUGCUCUCACCUGGAGGGGGCUACAAGUGUGCUUGCCCCACUAACUUCUACCUAGCAGCUGACGGCAAACAGUGCUUGUCCAACUGCACUGCAAGUCAGUUUGUUUGCAAAAAUGACAAAUGCAUUCCCUUUUGGUGGAAGUGUGAUACCGAGGAUGACUGUGGGGACCGCUCGGAUGAGCCUGCAGACUGCCCUGAGUUUAAAUGCAGACCAGGCCAGUUCCAGUGUGGCACCGGCAUCUGCACCAACCCAGCCUACAUCUGCGAUGGAGACAAUGACUGCCAGGACAACUCCGAUGAGGCCAACUGCGACAUCCAUGUGUGCCUGCCCAGUCAGUUUAAAUGUACCCACCCCAGCCGCUGCAUCCCUGGCAUCUUCCGUUGCAAUGGACAGGACAACUGUGGAGAGGGAGAGGAUGAGAAAGACUGUCCGGAAGUGACAUGUGCCCCCAACCAGUUCCAGUGUGCCAUCACCAAGCGCUGUAUCCCACGGGUGUGGGUGUGUGACAGGGACAAUGACUGUGUGGACGGAUCCGAUGAGCCUGCCAACUGCACCCAAAUGACAUGUGGUGUAGAUGAGUUCCGCUGUAAGGACUCAGGGCGCUGCAUCCCGGCACGCUGGAAGUGUGACGGAGAGGACGACUGCGGAGACGCUUCAGAUGAACCCAAAGAAGAGUGCGAUGAGCGGACAUGCGAGCCAUACCAGUUCCGCUGUAAAAACAACCGCUGCGUACCUGGCCGCUGGCAGUGUGACUACGACAAUGACUGUGGUGACAACUCUGAUGAAGACAAGUGUGUGCCUCGUCAGUGUUCAGAGAGCGAGUUUGCCUGCACAAAUGGCCGUUGCAUUGCCGGGCGCUGGAAGUGUGAUGGGGACCAUGAUUGUGCUGAUGGUUCAGAUGAGAACGGCUGCGAUGUGAAGUGUGACAGUGAUCAGUUCCAGUGCAAAAAUGGCCACUGCAUCCCCAUCCGCUGGCGCUGUGAUGCUGAUGCGGACUGCAUGGAUGGCAGUGAUGAGGAGAAAUGUGACAGCGGUGUGAGUAGAUACUGCCCCCUGGAUGAGUUCCAGUGCAACAACACUCUCUGUAAACCCCUGGGCUGGAAGUGUGACGGGGAGGACGACUGUGGAGACAACUCUGAUGAGAACCCAGAGGAGUGUGUUAAAUUCCAGUGUCCACCUACAAGGCAGUUUCGCUGUCAUAACGACCGUGUGUGUCUGCCGUUAUCAAAACGCUGUAAUGGAGUCAACAACUGUGGGGACAACAGUGAUGAACUGAACUGCAUGCCUCCUUCCACACCAACAUGCCAGAAGGAUGAGUUCCAGUGCUCCAGUGGCCGUUGCAUCAGCUCUGUCCUGCGCUGCAACUACUUCAACGACUGUGAGGACUACGGUUCUGAUGAAAUCAACUGCAAUAAGAAAGACACAGCGCUGAACGACUGUCGCAGUAACCGGACAGUGUGUGGAGAUGGUGAUGAAGCUCACUGUGUGGUGAACGGCACCGACUCCUUCUGCUCCUGCAAACCCGGCUUCCAGCCCAAAGGACGUAACAGAUGUGAAGAUAAGAACGAGUGUACACAGUUUGGAGUGUGUUCCCACAUCUGCAACAACACUAAGGGUUCCUACAAGUGCAGCUGCCACAAGUAUUUCACCAGAAUCAAUGACACCUGCAAGGCUGAUGCUCCAAGACAAGUGCUCUACAUCGCUGAUGACAAUGAGAUCCGCAGCCUGGACCCUUCCAUGCCAAACUGGCGCUAUGAGCAGGUCUUCCAGGGUGAUGCCAAUGUGCGCAUUGACGCCAUGGACCUGCACGUCAAGACCAACCGCAUUUACUGGACAAACUGGCACACAGGGCGCAUUUCUUCCUAUGAUUUGCCCUCUUCCUCCUCCUCCCCUAAUAGCAACCGUAACCGACGGCAAAGUGACUCCAGGAUCACCAACCUGGAGAUCCCUGAUCUGAAGAUGCCCCGUGGCAUUGCUGUGGACUGGGUGGCAGGGAACUUGUACUGGACUGACUCUGGUAGAGAUGUCAUCGAAGUGGCCCAGAUAAGUGGAGGACGCCACCGCAAAACCCUCAUCUCCGGCAUGAUUGAUGAGCCCUAUGCCAUUGUGGUGGACCCCCAGAGAGGGAAAAUGUACUGGGCAGACUGGGGGAACCACCCUAAGAUUGAAACAGCUGCUAUGGACGGAACCAUGAGAGAGACGCUGGUAGAGGAAAACAUCCAGUGGCCAACUGGUCUGGCGGUGGACUACUUCAACGAGCGUCUGUACUGGGCCGAUGCUAAACUCUCCUUGAUCUGCAGUGUGAGACUGAAUGGCAGCGAUGCAGUUGUGGCUGCAAACAGCAUUAAGAACAAACUCCAUCACCCCUUCAGCAUCGACGUGUUUGAAGACUAUGUCUAUGGCGUCACCUACAUUAACAAUUAUGUCUUCCGGGUCAAUAAAUUUGGCAAAGGCCCUAUUGAGAACCUGACAACUGGAAUGAACCACGCCACAGAUAUAGUUUUGUACCACCGCUACAAACAACCAGAGAUGACGAAUCCCUGCGACAGGAAGAAGUGUGAAUGGCUGUGUCUGCUGAGCCCCAGCGGACCAGUCUGCACCUGUCCCAAUGGACGCACGCUGGACAAUGGCACAUGUGUGGAGCUGCCCACUCCCACACUGUCUCCUAUCUCUCCUCCCAGUGGUCCCUGCCUGGUCCAGUGUAUGAACGGUGGCAGCUGUUUCUUGAAUGCCCACAAGCAGCCAAAGUGUCGCUGUCAGCCUAAUUAUGGAGGAGAUCGAUGUGAGAUUGACCAGUGCAGAGACUACUGCAAUAAUGGAGGCACAUGCACACCGUCCCCUACAGGUUCCCCUACUUGUCGAUGCCCGACAGGCUUUACAGGGCCAAACUGUAACCUGCACACAUGUAAGGAUUAUUGUAAGAAUGGAGGCAACUGUACAGUCAGCGCUGGAAACCAGCCGACCUGCCACUGUCCCCCUGACUUCCUUGGCGACCAGUGCCAGUAUAGAAGCUGUGAAGGCCACUGCCUGAAUAAAGGUACCUGUCUACAGAGUGAAAAUGGCUCCCAGCAAUGCCGCUGUCUGCCCCAGUACACUGGUAGCAAGUGUGAAAUUGACAAAUGUCACUACUGUCGUGAUGGCGAGUGUAUCCCCAGCAACAGUUUUUCUUCUACUGGGGACUUCACCUGCCGCUGCACAAAUGGCAGAGUCCAGCCCAGCUGUUACACGUGUGAUACGAAUGAGUACUGUGCAAAUGGCCAGUGCUCUAUAAACCCGAUCACUCGCCUUCCAGAGUGCAGAUGUUCACCAGGAUGGGCAGGCCAUCGCUGUGAGCUCGUGGCUAACAGUGACGGCAGCACAGGUUCAGGCGGACGCACAGCAUCCAUAGUGAUCCCUUUGCUGCUACUCUUGCUGCUGGUUCUGCUGGCUGGAGGAGCAUUGUUCUGGUACAGGAAAAGGAUGAGAGGGGCCAAGGGCUUCCAGCACCAAAGGAUGACCAAUGGGGCCAUGAAUGUUGAGAUUGGAAACCCCGCCUACAAGAUCUACGAGGGCGAGCCUGAUGAUGACGCCGGGGAGCUGCUAGACGCAGACUUCACGCUGGACCCAGACAAGCCCACUAACUUCACAAACCCAGUAUAUGCCACUCUCUACAUGGGAGGCCACAACAGCCGCAACUCUCUGGCCAGCACAGAUGAGAAGAAGGAGUUGCUAUCACGUGGAGAUGAGGAGCCCCUUGUGGACCCACUGGCAUAGACUGUCCAUCGGCCUGGAUCAUGCUAUUCCAAACACACCCCUCUUCUUGCCUUUUAAAGAAAAAACGAAACAAAAAAAAUUGAUAAAAAGUACAAGAGAAAAUUGAUAAAAAUGUGUGAACACUGUAUAAAAUGUACAAAAAUGAAGGACUACUUUUGUAUGUGAUUGCAGUAUUAUAUUUUGUUCUUUUGAGAUUCCUCUGGUCAAAAAUGAAUAACAUUUUCUAUGAGAGAUUUUUAAUUUACACUUUGUCCCUUACCCUUUACCUAAAUAGCCACUACCUCUGUGCAAAAUGAAAUGGAAACAAGAAAAUCAGAAGAAAAGAUGCUAUCAUUGGAGCAAUUUUAAUUUUUUAUUUUUGUAUGAAUUGUAUAGAAAAGAAAAAAAAACAUUGUUCCAUUUCACCAGUGCCAACUGUUUGUUGUUUGUGUUGACUUUGAGCGGGAAAGACAAAACUCAAAGUUUUCUAAACUGGUACAUAUGUUGUCUUGCUGGGUUUCUUGGCAAGGUGGUGAGGCAGAUUUGUGAUAGCACCAUUUGUGUAUAGCACAUGUAAAAUGUCAGUACCAGAUGGCAACUACAGUAUUUCCACAUAAUUUUUUUUCUCAGAGAACAAUGUUCAUGAAAUGAUUGUGUUGUCUUCCUUGCACAGAAUAUCUUAUUUUACGGUAUAGUGUAUACUGCAGGCUUUAUACCGUAAGAUAUAAAGCAGGUGUGUUUGUUUUUAUCACAUUGUAUGACAGUUGGAGGUCAUGCGUAGCUGAAAUGAGAGGAUGAGAGGCGUUUUGAUGUGCGUUUAUGGAGUUGGAGAACAAGGAAGUUGAUCAUAGGCUAAACAUUCCAGGCAAAGUGGGGGACAGAGAUGUAAAGAGAUGGUAAGGAUGAAUGCCUUCAUGGUUGGGCAGCUGGCUGUGUGCACAGCCGGCUAAUAAUGGGAGAAAUGGGAGGGUCAUAGCAGAAACACAACUUUAGCGGAUAGUGUCAUGUCUGCACCAUUUAGCUGUCUGUUACAAGGGUCUUCCCUCAGAAGGAAAGGGAGGCUGAAAUUAUGGUAAAAUGGAAGAAAACGAUUGAGAUGGGUCUUUUGCUUGUCUAUUUCUCCAGUCCAUUUUUUUUUCUUUUUUGUAACAACCAGAUAGCGUCUGUCUGGCUUUGUGAGUAGAUUUACCUUUCUAUCUUUAGAAGAAUCAAAGUCUGUGUGUUCACAGUUUUGUAAUGACUUAAUAGUAACUGCAUUAUGUCCAUUUGGUCCUCAGCAUUUCUCUGUUUUUAAUGAGCUCUUUCUGAUCUCUCACUCUCUGCCCUGCUGCUGCUAAUGCUACCAUUCUGGUCGCUCUGACACGUCCUUACACUCAGCCUCUGUCCCAAAAAUGCUGCUUCUGUCAGAAAUGUGUCAGCCAUAUCUUAAUGCAUGUGAAAAGUAACACCGAUCUUUAAUGUAACUACAGUAACAAGUUUUUAUUUUGCUUACCUGUCAGCAAGUGUUAUUUUAUGCUGUUGUAUAUGUUUUGUCUUUAAUUGAGAGAGAAGUACAAUCAUUUUACCUAAGGAACAUUUUUGCAAAAUCAUACAUGCAUUUUCAGAAUUGUUUUUUUUUUUUUUUUUUUUGAUUAGUCCUUUUUUUUUGUAAUGAAAAAUGACACAUAGCUUUUAUAGUACACAAUGCAUGGAGGCUCAGACUUUCUUCUGGAAAGAGAAUAAUGUUUAAUUUUUGCUGGAAUACUUUACAAACUAAAUAACAGAUAUUGUUAUAAAUAAAAUUUUAAAAAUUGUACAGAAAA
Messenger RNA from Toxotes jaculatrix (banded archerfish), 15991 nucleotides. RefSeq names its product low-density lipoprotein receptor-related protein 1-like. Gene Ontology annotation, molecular function: calcium ion binding; protein binding. The coding region runs from base 492 to 14210 and encodes 4572 amino acids. The record is from RefSeq and is a predicted model, not a curated record. Lineage: Eukaryota; Metazoa; Chordata; Actinopteri; Toxotidae. The transcript has 90 exons.